CAUUCUAUAGAGGCAUUGGGAUGUAUUAUCAAUGUGAAAAUCUGUAUAAAAGUUCCAUCAAAUAGAAUUUCCAGCACUGUUAGUUAUGCACAAUUAUUAAUUUUAAUAAUAAUAAUAAUAACCGAUUUAUAGAGCAGUUUCCAGACAGACGAUAGAAUUCAAAGUCAUUUACAAUGGGAUAAUGUGCAAACAUGAAAAUUAAUAAAAGAUAAAAAGAUGUUGGUUAAAAGCAAGGUUAAAUAAAUAGGUUUUGAUCUGAUGUUUAAAAGUAUUGACUGAGCCUGCAUCCCUUAUAGUUUUAGAUGUUGAAUUCCACAGUUUGGGGCGCAGUUCAGAAAAGCUGACAUGCCAAUUAUCUUUUGAGGGAGAUUGUUUAAAUUUAAGAGACUAGUGGAAGAAGACCAGAGAGCUCGAGCAGGAUUAUAAAACAAAAGUGAUUCUGUGAUGUACGGUACUCCAGUCCCAGACCAAUGAGAGCUUUAAAAACAAGUAAAUUAAUUUUUGAAAUCAAUUCUAAAAGACGCAGGAAGCCAAUGUGGAUUAGCUAACAGGACUGAGAUGUUCCCUCAUCUAAAUAAAGUGAGUUAGAAUAAUUUCAGCGUUUUAUGUUGAAUGUGAUACUCAAAGUUUCCGCGCACUCUGAGACCCGCUAGCAGACGAGCCUCACUGGUCCUGCCUCUCCGGGACUCAUUGCCAAAUCACAUAGCCCCCGUCAGUUUGGCGCUGACCGUGAGAAAUCCAAGUUACAGUUUGAACCGGGGAGCACACAGAGAAAAAGCAAAGAUAUGUCGGGCAUUCUCCGUGGACUGUUUGGCUGCCGUUUGUCGGUGAUGCAGACCUUAAUGCAAAAGGCGAAUAUUCACGUAAAACCGCCAAAAGAGAAAAUCGGCCCUUUGAAGACAGUUCUGUGCCUGUCGGUGUUCGCAUUGAGCCUGCUUGGACCAGCGGGUUGGAUUCUGCAUCAUCUGCCGGAAUACCGCAAAAGAAAUUAAAGGGAACAGAGAGGGUUUGUGGUCGACUGCAUUCAGACCCCGGUUAUAUUUAGAAUCUGAGGUUGAAAGAACAUUACGGGGACAACAAUGUGCUCUCUGUUGCUGUAGUCUUUAUCCCAGCUGUCUCCCAUGCCUUGCAACUCGGGGAAGCGUUCCUUCUGUUUCUGCAUGUUAAAUAAAAACAUCCGCCAAGAGUUA
Molecule: messenger RNA, 1190 nt
Organism: Hypanus sabinus (Atlantic stingray)
Lineage: Eukaryota; Metazoa; Chordata; Chondrichthyes; Myliobatiformes; Dasyatidae
Product: COX8 domain-containing protein
Exons: 2
Coding region: 786-992 (68 amino acids)
Biological process (GO): mitochondrial electron transport, cytochrome c to oxygen
Cellular component (GO): mitochondrion
Source: RefSeq, a predicted model, not a curated record